UUUCUGGCUGGCGUGGCAUGUUGACCUCCGCCACGUCGGCCAAGAGUCAUGGCACGUAAGAUAACAUUUUCUUCUAGUUUUCCACGUAGGAUAUAUAGCUGGCUGAAGCGAAUACUAGACGCAAUCACGCAACCACAUAGAUCGUCAGUUCAUCCCACCACCUACCACCUACCACCUUCCUGCUCCCACCUUCCUCCGCUCCGAUCUCCAUGGAAGCCACCGCCGCCUGCUCCUCGACCUCCCUCGCGCGGACCCUCGCCUCCUCGCCGCUUCCCCACCACUGCCGCAGCCGUGUGCGCGUGGGCAACUACGUGGUGCCGCUGGACGCCGCGCCGUCGGGGAUCACGCGCCCGCUCGUCGAGAUCCUCAACUUGACAGAUCAAAACCUGACAGAAAUUGACAAUUAUGCCUUCAGUUUCCUCUCUGUAGGAGUAGAUUUGCUGCUGAUAUUUAUCCUACACGAGAAGAAUUGCCAAUUCAGACUUGCACAUGGAUUGUCCUGUGGUUUCUCCUGUUGUGAUGUGUAGAAUUGGUGGCUUGCAUGUGUGAUUUGCUCCUGAUCUUUAUUCAGAGCAGAGUGGUGCUCCUCUGAAUAUUUUGAUGCUCUGAAUUAACAGGUGUGGAAUCCUGCUAGGCGUGGCUGUGCAGCGUCGGGUUCGCCCAGUUCCCCGACGACCGCGAUGUGUGGGUCGCUGAGACGCCGCUUCCCGAGAAGAAGUCUACGACAUUCGUCGCCCGCCGCCCAUCUGUACAUC
Molecule: messenger RNA, 755 nt
Organism: Hordeum vulgare subsp. vulgare (domesticated barley)
Lineage: Eukaryota; Viridiplantae; Streptophyta; Magnoliopsida; Poales; Poaceae
Exons: 1
Coding region: 210-527 (105 amino acids)
Source: RefSeq, a predicted model, not a curated record